AUGCCGCGUUCAUUUUUGGUGAGGAGGAAGCGGACAGAAUGCACUGCAUGGACCUGGAAGGAUGCUCAAAACCUUCACAGUCACAUCACAGCAGCAGCAGCAGUAAAGACUCCUGACCUCUUAGACCUUCAGACAGUGUCAGAGUUAAACAGUGUUCAUCCUGGGUCAGAACACACACCCAGCAGCCCUGAUCUGGAGUCAGCAUAUAUAUCCAGUGAAGAGUCAGAAAUUGAAAGUCCUCAAAGCUGCGGGCCCCCACAUACCCCUCAGGGCCUCUUUCAACCCCUUAAUCCAGCUGAAUCAACCUCAUCUACCAGAACUAAGGUCUCAGCAUCCAGCUCUGGAGACUUCCAGUGCCCGGUGUGCCAUAAGGUCUUCCCACUUCAGCGCAUGUUGACACGCCACCUUAAGUGUCACAGUCUAAUCAAGCGCCAUCCAUGCAGGUACUGCGGCAAGGGCUUUAACGACACCUUCGACCUGAAGAGGCACAUGCGAACACAUACAGGUAUCCGGCCCUACAGGUGUGAAAUGUGCGAGAAGGCUUUCACUCAGCGCUGCUCUCUGGAGUCACAUCUGCGCAAGAUCCACAGCGUCCGGCAACAAUAUGCCUACCGUCAGCGCCGCUCCAAGAUCUUUGUGUGUGAGGACUGUGGCUUCACUUCCAACCGGCCUGAUGAGUACUUCCUGCAUGUCCGCCAGCGACAUCCGGAUAGUCCAGCACUCCGCAGAUACUACCGAAAACAUCUGCAAGACUCGCCCGGUCAGCCGCGCAUCUCGCCCUUCAUGCUCUACCCAACCACAGCUUUUUACAUGUGA
Molecule: messenger RNA, 816 nt
Organism: Trichomycterus rosablanca
Lineage: Eukaryota; Metazoa; Chordata; Actinopteri; Siluriformes; Trichomycteridae
Exons: 4
Coding region: 1-816 (271 amino acids)
Biological process (GO): regulation of transcription by RNA polymerase II; epidermal cell differentiation
Cellular component (GO): nucleus
Molecular function (GO): RNA polymerase II cis-regulatory region sequence-specific DNA binding; DNA-binding transcription factor activity, RNA polymerase II-specific
Source: RefSeq, a predicted model, not a curated record